AUGGCUGAAAAAGACAAGAAGAGGAGUCCUACUGAGGCCAGACUCGCUACCUCGUCUUACAGCAGCUUGUCAAGGGCGGGCCCAUCGCUCGCAGUAGUUGAGGACGAGCCGCCAUCGUAUGGCAUAUCUGCUGAUAACGAUUUGAUCCCACCGACAACAUUACUGCUCGCCGGGGCCACUAUCUACGGCUCCGGCUCAGCAUCUUCACCUCCUCUUUACGAGCUCUCUUAUCCAAUCGGUCACCUUCGCGAGUCCAACACCACGGUUUCUUUUGAACGGGUUGAACAUCGCAUUCGGUUGAGCGACGAAAACACUACCCUAGAACCUUCUGGAGAGACAGCGAGCGGUACUCAACAGGUUCCUCGAGUCUCAACGCGAAAGAAGCACAUUUUUGAUUUGAAGCGCGCUCUCGCGAUUCAGCUGACAGCUCCCCAAUUCUCUUAUUAUCUCGAAUCGCUUUCGCGGAACAACUUGGGCCAUCUAGGUCUCAAGACACACCGCCACUGGUUUGGAACAGUUGCUGGUUACCGCGCCUAUCGAGCCUCAAGGCCGCGACCAUAUGCUGAUCUCGAACCCGGUGAUAUUGCAUUUGUUGUCAAAGAGAGGGGAAAAGGCAAAUUUGAAUGGCGGAACGGCGGUCCUGAUGGUGAACACCGUAUCGUCGCAUACGAAGAGAGCGAAGGUGGCAUAUACCAGCUGCGCGUCUGCGAAGCUCUCACCCAAAAGGAGAGAGACGCACUAGUAGCUACGUGGUGUCUGAGGCUAUGGUGGGAGAUUGCGGUGGCUAACCAUGAGCCCUUAACCUGGGCUGAAGUUAAACACACCUUAAGAUAUCGCACGACGGAGUUUCCUGUUGCUGCUGCAACAUGUCUAUGA
This is a messenger RNA of Colletotrichum truncatum, 876 nucleotides long. The record is from RefSeq and is a predicted model, not a curated record. NCBI's taxonomy places the organism in Eukaryota, Fungi, Ascomycota, Sordariomycetes, Glomerellales, Glomerellaceae.